AUGCAAACUAUUCGGUACGUGGACAAGAUUCAAAUUUUAUUCGGCUUCACGGAUCCUGUAUAUACGGGUAUCAGACAUAAGCGUAUACGCGAUGAACGCUAUGAUGAGUUAAUCGAAAAUUUCAUGCAAGCUGUUACAGAACGCUACGGGAACCAUUGUUUAGUUCAAUUUGAAGAUUUUGGAAAUCAUAACGCAUUUCGUUUACUUGAACGAUAUCAAGAUUCGUACUGCACUUUUAAUGAUGAUAUACAAGGUACGGCAGCUGUAGCGGUAGCCGGCUUACUGGCUGCCGGUCGUAUUACAAAGCGUAAGCUUACAGAUAAUAUAUAUCUUUUCGUCGGCGCUGGUGAAGCAGCAACCGGUAUUGCUCAGUUACUGGCAACAUCAUUACAACUAAACGGAUUGGAUGAGAAAGAGGCCCUGAGUAAAAUGUAUAUGUUCGAUAAAGACGGAUUAUUAACACAUUCACGCCAAGAAGGUUCACUGACAGAUCAUAAUAAAGUUUUUGCGCGUGACGACACAGAAAAUAUAUGUAAACUGGAAGAUGCAGUGAAAUUACUAAAGCCAACAGUUAUUAUUGGUGCAUCCGGGCAAGGUGGAAUUUUUACAGAUGCUAUCCUUCAACAAAUGAUUAAAAAUUCUGAACGGCCAAUUAUAUUUUCGCUGAGCAAUCCAACUUCGAAAUCUGAAUGCACCGCUGAAAGAGCAUAUAGAAUUACAGAGGGUCGAUGCGUAUUUGCUGGCGGUUCACCCUUCAAUGAUGUUUUACUUAACGUUUCUGGCAAAGAAGUGCAUUUCCAACCCGGUCAAUGUAAUAAUUCUUACAUUUUUCCCGGUGUGGGACUGGCCAUUACACUGUGUCAAAUCCGUCCAGUUUUACAAGAACUUUUCGUAAUCGCUGCUGAAUGCUUAGCAGAUCAAGUCGACGAAAAAGAUCUGGAUGUUGGUCGUGUAUUCCCACCGUUAAGAGAUAUACGCAAUGUUUCGUUGGCUAUAGCAGUACAUGUUGCAAAAUAUGCUUACUCGAAAGGUAUUUGCCAUUAUGAACCACAACCUAAGGAUAUUGAACUGUAUUUGUCUCAAAAGAUGUAUGAUCCAAAUUAUUUACCAGUUAUGCCUGAUGUAUACGAUUGGCCACUUGGUGUCACUGAUGCGGUCUCAUGA
This is a messenger RNA of Schistosoma guineensis, 1164 nucleotides long. The record is from the annotation of a GenBank genome assembly. NCBI's taxonomy places the organism in Eukaryota, Metazoa, Platyhelminthes, Trematoda, Strigeidida, Schistosomatidae.